UAAAAAUCAGCAAUCGAAUUAAGUGCUUAAUUAUUUGCAUUAUUUUUAGAGCUUUCCGAAAGCUACCAACGUAAAGUCCUCGAAGCGCCGUCACUGGCCGAAUCGGAAAUAGCAAAAUCGAAGCACCAGAGAUCGAAAGACAGCGCAUUCGAUUAAAUUUCACAAUAACUGCGAACCGAGGGCGGAGUGGGAGUGUCUGCCAGCGCGGAGAAAAGUGAACGCAUUGCAAUUAAACAUGAAAUUUGCUGCAACGACGACGGGAGUACGACAUUUUUGUAUUAUCAACGCCAAGCAGCAGAGCCAUCAGAAUCAGCAGACUAUAUUUAAGAUACGGCCGCACGAAUCGCGAUCGGAGUUGAACAAUUGCAAACGGCAAAGACAGUCGUGUAGAAUUGCCAAAAAUUGGAAGCACCAAAGUUUUUGCAUAGGUGCGUCCUGAUCGGCAACGUUUCGAGUUAGAAAGACAAAGAUUAAAAAACUGACGGCUCGGCUCAAGAACGCAAUUUAAUUUCCUAACCUAGAGCAUCAAAAUCAAUAAAUCGGAACGAACACGUGCGUUUUAGUAGUUGCCGCCAAAGCAACGAAAGUGUAGACAUUUCCGCCGUGUUGUAGACUUCACCGUCUGUUCUCCACCUUCGGAGGACCCAGAACAGGAAAAGGACACUCGGCUACAAAGCAUCUGUUUUUUUUUUGUGUUUGAAACAGUAGGCCAAACAAUAGAAACCAAAACGUCGUCUUCGAGUUCAAACAGCAAAAUACCUGAACGACGCAAAAACAACAGCAACAUGCCGCGACGCAACAAGAAAUCAGCAGCAGGCAGAGGCCGCACCAAUGACUCCAAUUCUGAGGACGAGUCCUUUGACAAUGUGAGCGUUUACUCACAUGUGUCCGAAGUCGCAUCCUCUGAGGCCACCGACGAGCUGGCCAAUGAGCGUUUAGAGGAGAAGUUCGAGAAGGCCCUGGAACAGGCCACCGAGAAGUCGGCCCAGACACGUGUGCAGGCCCUGCAAGCGAUUUGCGAACUGCUCAUGCACCGCUACAUGCCGGACUUCGUGGAGGACCGCAAGAUGACCCUGAUGGACUUCGUGGAGAAGAGCAUCCGUCGGGGCAAGGGCCAGGAGCAGGUGUGGGGCGCAAGACUCGCGCCCCUGCUGGUGCUCCAAAUGGGCGGGGAUGAGGGCAUCUCCAAGGCGAUGAAUCAAUUCCUGUUGAACACCGUUCAGGACAAGUCCGUGGGCUUCGAUGCCCGUGCCAAGUGCUGCACAGCUGUGGGAUUGUUGAGCUUCCUGGGCUGCGAGGAUGUUGGGGAGUUGGUACACUUGAUGCAGGGCUUCGAGGCCAUCUUCGCAGGCAGUUAUUUGCGUGGCGAUGACAAGACACCGGUAUCCGUCACCGCCGAGGCUGGGACUUUCCAUGCGGAGGCUUUGAACGCCUGGGGGCUUCUACUAACACUUAUACCUUCGGGGGAUUUUGUUUCGCUGAUGACCACUGGCCAAAACAUGUUUCCGUCUAUUAAGAAGUUCUUGGGUCUUUUGCAAUCUACACAUUUGGACGUCCGCAUGGCCGCUGGCGAGACCAUUGCUUUGAUUCUGGAGUCGGGCCGUGCUCACGAGGAGGAUUUCCUGGAAGAUGACAUCGCUGAGUUGUCGGAGGCCGUCAAGCAGCUGGCCACGGAUUCGCACAAGUACCGCGCCAAGCGCGACCGCAAGGCCCAGCGUGCCACCUUCCGUGAUGUGCUGCGAUACCUAGAGGAGGACAUUUCCCCGGAGAUUAGCAUUCGUUUCGGUACCGAGUCGCUGACACUAGAUUCCUGGUCCAUCCAUCAUCAGUAUUCGGCCAUGUGCACUGUCAUGGGUCCCGGGAUGACCUCGCAGCUGCAGGAGAACGAGUUCAUCCGCGACAUUUUCCAGCUGGGCCCACGACCCACGAACACAGGCAUCAAUGGCAACGCCAAGGUCAAGCCGUCCAAGCUGGAGCGGCACCUUGUGAAUGCUGCUGCAUUCAAGGCACGCUCCAUAACACGUGGAAAGAAUCGUGACAAGCGAUCGGCCGUCGUCACUUAAGCCUGUGCUCCACCAACUGCUCCCAUCCACAGACACCCAAACCAACCAUCUCAAACCCCGUUAGCAAAAACUCUGGACUUACUAGUUGAAUUGUUUCUAAUUUUAGCUUGAACCAGGCAAAGCGUCGCCAAAGCUGAAGAACUAAGUCUAAAUUUAGGAUAAUACAGUGUAAUCUACAAAAUUUCUCUAGUUUAUUAACCACGUGUUGGAGCCAUUGUUUAAAUAAUAUGAAAUAUUUAUUGCGUGCACGCACAGUAGUUGUUUAUCAUUAAGUGCAUGGCUGGCUUAUACUUCGUGAUUUUAAAUUAACACUGCGAUUGUUACGACUGGCAUUUUUGCUUUGCGAUUUGGGUUAACCUCUUUUGUUGUUGAUCUUUUUAAAUUACAAGCGUAGGAAAACAUAUUCUGCUUUAAUGCUGCAAAAAAGUUAUUCAUAACUUGACAUGGCUUUUAUUACGCAUACUAAGCAGCUGUAUGAAUACAUAAAUUUUGUAGUAAAUAAGUGUAAAAUAAAGUUUAGGCUUAAACGAAAACUA
This is a messenger RNA of Drosophila sechellia, 2599 nucleotides long. It is a transcript of the gene Ifrd1, whose product is annotated as Interferon-related developmental regulator 1. Bases 786 to 2063 code for a protein of 425 amino acids. Lineage: Eukaryota; Metazoa; Arthropoda; Insecta; Diptera; Drosophilidae. The transcript has 5 exons. The record is from RefSeq and is a predicted model, not a curated record.